Molecule: messenger RNA, 4923 nt
Organism: Aspergillus pseudoviridinutans
Lineage: Eukaryota; Fungi; Ascomycota; Eurotiomycetes; Eurotiales; Aspergillaceae
Exons: 2
Coding region: 1-4923 (1640 amino acids)
Source: RefSeq, a predicted model, not a curated record
AUGGAUCUCCAAACGCAGCUGGAGCCAAGGCUCCUCUUACAAAAGGCACCACCCGCCAUCGCUCGUCAUUUUCAAGAUCUGAUCAAAUCUGAAAGCGCGGAUAUCUACGCAAUCAACACACAUCUGCUUUCUCAAGUCCACGGUGAAUCCAUCCCCCUGAUCAUCUACGAGAUCUGGUUCCCUCUGGCGAUAAAGCAUGCCCCUGAACUCCUCCAUGGCGCACUCACGGAUCGCAUCUCCUGCGGCGUCCGCAAGACAAGUAUGCACGCCCUACGACGCAUGUUCCACAGUAGGAAAUGGAAGGAGACGUGGGAUUCCCUCGGUGGCGCGGCCGGCAUCAAAGAGAUCAUUGACAAUCUCGCGCUGAGCGAAGUGAAACAGCUGGCAUUAGUUAUUACCGCCAUUGGAUACCAGGGCUCUUGCGAGGUGAUCUGGACUUCCGUGGAGAAGCUGCUUCAUCUCGUGGCCGAGUCGGAUCGCAUCACUGGUCGGUCGAUAUCGCCUACUCUUGCCCCGUUAAUCCAGCUUUGCAGCGAGAGUUACGUGCUUGCGUAUCUGGAGCGACAAGGCCCACGGGGCGACUUGCGUCUGGCAGAAAUAGGGCGUUUCCAUUUGGAUCUCCUGCGGAGGAUGAGCGUGGGAACGGUUGAAGUCUCGGAAGAUCUGCGCGUUCAAGUCUUCUCGUCCCAGAUGAAAGACCUCGUGCGCUCGCAGCAGGAGUAUGAACCAGUACAUCUCCCCCCAGAUAUGCCUGCCGACGUUCACCCUGGCAUGGCGUUUUGUCUCGACAUGGUUCACGCCGUUUCCGCAAACGCUAGCUUCAAAAACCGGAUAGGUACAACUGUAGCGAUCUCGAUCCAGGCUACGCUGAAACUGGCGACGAAAAAAGGGUGUUCCUUGGACCAUGUACUGAAGUUUCUCAAACACGUCUUGCCGGCUUAUUUUGAGCAUCGUGAGAAGGGCAGGCCAGAUCCACUUCGGCACGAGAUCCUCAGAUGGUGGUCUAUUGCUCGCGCGGAAAAUAUUCCCUUUAAAGAGUCCUUCUGGCUUAAGCGUCUCUUGUUCAACAAUGAUGCAAAGUUCUUCUCCCUCCAUCUGGAACUGCUGGAAGACUUCCUACUUCAAAUGCUGCGGCAGCAAGCCGAUCGCAAAUUGAAUGUUCGCAGCGAUCCCAGAGAAUUUUACAAGAACCUGAAUGACUAUUUAUGUGAAAUCCCAGCGGACGUAAAACUGGCCUUCAUAAAACUCAUUUGUCGCAAAUUGCCCGCCAUCGAUGUGGAUCUCGAUACAUGGCCCCCUUCGGAGCGGGAAAGCCAACUCCUCCCAUACUGGAAAGUGGAGAUCCUGCAACGUCUGCCGACGUCUGAUGCAAAAUGGCUUUUCAGUCGCAUGUUGGCGAUCCACGGUUGCGAGGAGUUUCUUCCAGACCCGGACUACGCCUCUCCGAAUGGAAACCGAAUGACAUGGACAGAACAGUGCUUGUUGAAGAUAGACUGGGAAACCGACGAGGACGCCAGUGGUCAGCUCCCUGUUGCCCGUACAGUGCUGGCGGAGUCGAAACGUCGGGCAACGCGGGAACGAGACCCUCAAGGAAGAUUGGCCUGGGCCAACGCCACUCUGCAAUUCGCGAUCGCGAGCAAGUCCUUGGAUAUCUUUCAAGAAACUGUGGAAUGGAGCAAGCGAUUCCUUCGAGAUCCAGUUGUCUUUCCGGGACUAUUGGAUAUCCUUUUCAGCAGGAAGACGGCGCCCAUCCUUUCCUGCACGGGCAUUCCAGUCCCGAGAAGGCCAAAAACUCUUUCCGAAAUUAAAGCAGUUGUGGAGCAGAGUAACGAGAUUCUCCGGUUGUACCUGGACAUCGUACACCGUAUUGUCCGCGAGCCGCAUUACCAGAAGAGUUUGACCAGCGGCAUCCCCUAUCUCUUUAGCGGAAUAAUAUCCCAGAGAAUCGAGAAUUUUGAGAAUUUUGAUAUGGCUAGUCAAGGCACUGAACUCGAACGCGUCGACGCCCUGUUUUACUCUCUGCUACCUAUUAUUCUCGAAUUUGAGGGCCUGGCAAACAACGAGGACACCAAUAAGUUCACUUGGAGCGGCUUUGGUGGUGCAGUUUCUCGGAUUGACCGCCUUUAUGACGUGCACGAAGCUAUUGUUCCAUUCCUGGAUCGUAUGGCGUACGAACGGAAUCAGUUCUGGGUCAAGAAAAGGAGGGAUGACGACCCCAAAAUCAUGGAUUUACCCCUAGCCUUCCCGCAAGGCCUUCCCCUGGAAUAUCUCCUCCCUGGUCUGGAACUGACCCACCUUGCCAACGAGUAUCCGAACGAAAUGUAUUACGUGGGCUCCAGGCUUGCUGAGGUUCUGGUGCCUCAGACGGGCGUGAUGCUAAGCGUCGUCCCUGCCAGUGUUGCUAAGAAGAAUUACCCCAUUGACAGUCUUGCUUACGCAAUACAAGCCGUCAUAGAAGAUCCCUCCGUUGCAGUGAAGGAAAUGGAGCUCUUGCAGAUCUGGAAAAGAUACUCUGAUGCCUUGCGCCGCCAUCCAGAUCAGUUGGAGAUCUUCAAGGAAUGGCUUGCUGACUUGGCCCGUCGAGAACGCUUAUGGAACGCGGCCAAUAUAAUCGACCCACCGCUGCCUCCGACAAAGUUUUCGAUAUCCACAUAUUUUGAACAACGUUCUGAUCUUGAUAAUGUGGUCGAAUGGKAUCCUCUGCCGGUACCUGCUCCUGUGGACAGCUCAAGCACGGAAACUGAGUCAGAGGAGAAGAAGGUUGAACACACGAUCCUCAUCUGCCGCAUGGAUGCCGCAGAUCGAAUCAUCAGGAAAAAGAUUCAGCCUGAGGAGGAUCCGUUGCGGAUUUGGUCUCACACUGGCUGCUCUGUGCCGCUCCUAGAGCGUGAAACUGUCGCGCUUUCUGCACUCUUGUACCUCGACACUCUCAAUCAGCAGACGAAGCGAAUUCUACGCCGUCCCUGGCCGGAAAAUGUCUCCUCGCCUCGCUACCCCGCCAUCUUCCUCGCAGACGAGUUUCUGACUGCGUUUGAAACGAGAGGCAACAGGGCCAUCUAUGCAGCGACAAAUGCUCUGAAGAAAUGCGUAAAGUUCGUUUCCGCGCAACUACUCCGUGAUGUUGUCGUCUCGUUGCUCGAGAUGCUCACGGAAAAUCCGGACAAAAAUCAACCAAACUACUCCACAAUCCUAUCGGUCACGAUGAACUUGAUCAAGCUGCUGCAAGAGACAGACCAGCCUCAACUGGCUAUCGAUGUUGUGCUCCGAAUCCUCAAGUUUUUCCCAGACGCAUCAUCGUACCAUCGGCAAAUGAGACUGUCGACGCUGGGGGCACGACUCCUGCCGCAGGACGCCUCCCUAAUGGUCAACAGGUUCGCCAGCUUCGUCUGCAAAGUCGGUAAACCUGAGGCCGGACAGUCCGAUGGUCUUGGUUCAUCGACAAAGAACCCGCCCUAUGUUAAGAUCACGACAAUCAAGAUGCUCGCCCAACUCCUCGCCGACGCAGCCUUUGUCGAUAUAUCCACCUGUAUUCGCAUACUUCAAAAUAUCUUCGAUUCAAAUAGCCACAUUGAUGUCCGCACUGAAGUUGUCAUGGCAGUUCUGCGACGGUUCCACCGCGUGGCAGACGUCACGCCGGUAUUUACUGUACUCGCCUCCAUGGCGAGCGCCGCUUCUGGCCCGAGCGAACGAGAAACUAUAUCGGAGGCCGACUGGCUUGCCGCCGAAAAUGGAGAGAGACCUCUUCCAGAAGUCGCCCCCGUAUGCGAUCGCCCCUUGUUCGGUUGCUUCCUCAGAACCGCUUCCUACUUCCCUAAACAGUCCCGCAAAGAAUAUGUGCACAAGGUACUCCUCCCGCUAUUGGAAGAAUCAGCUCGGCAGCACACUCGCUGGAUUCGAUGUUUCCUGUCACAAGUCCACCUUACUCCUGAAGAAGACAAUGCCAUCACGUCCCUCAGUAAGAUCUGGACCUUUGAUCCAUCCGCCGUCGGCUCCCUCUUCAAUACCUGGAGACAAUAUCUCCCAAAAUCUUACCUUCGCCAACACAGGUGCUGGGCCCUCGCUUACAUCCAGUACCCUUACGUGGAAACGAUAAACAAGAAGCUUUCUGCGAAAAAUAAGGGGUGGCGGGGCAGCGCGGAGGGAAAGCACUGGCUCACUCUAGAGUCGCACCUGCGUAGCCGCAGGCCCUUCGCCGCAAUAGACAAAGGUAUCGCUGCGGGGGGACAAACGCAGGUGGAGGGUGACAUAACAGCCUCCGAUCUCGUGGACGAGUACAUCUAUCGCGCGGGAGUAGUGACUCGGCACCCGGUGAGAUUUGAUGAGAAGCUCGGUCGGUUCGUCGUUUCCGUAGAAACGAGUUUGGAGUCAUUGAAGAUUUUGAAGGGAAGGAUGAGGUGUGUAUCUGAUCCUGGGAGGUAUGACUUGCUGCAGGGCAUGAUGGAGCGGAUUGUCGCGGAUAUCGAGUCGUUGAGGACGGCACAGUGGAUGGAAGAUCCAUACAGGUCGCCUGCUAUCCUGCCGUCGAGGUUGGCAAUCGAGGUGCUGCUUCUGCCGUCGCCGACAUACAAUCCUCGCACAAACCAUCCGGGAAUGGAGUUCGGGAGGAGACUUAUGGACCUUCUGAAAAAGUUUGCCGACAAUCCUCUGUUGCUGGUUGAGUUUGACGCUGUCAAGGCGCAGUUGGACGAAGUGAAAAAGAAGGACCUCGAAUCCUUUGCCCUUCUCUUUGGGAACGAUGGCGAGGAAGACCAGGAAACACUGUAUCGGCGCUUGAAAGUAGACAUUGCCCGGCGCACUUUGGAGAAGAUCAAGUCAGGGGAUCUGCGGCAGAACGAACAGUUGAUGGCAAUGAUCCGCAGGUGGAAGGCGAGCAGCAGUGACUGGGUGAGACAKGUCGGAUGGAGUUUUGAUGGAACUUUCUGA